Messenger RNA from Microplitis demolitor, 5047 nucleotides. It is a transcript of the gene Dcr-2, whose product is annotated as endoribonuclease Dicer. Gene Ontology annotation, biological process: pre-miRNA processing; apoptotic DNA fragmentation; siRNA processing. Lineage: Eukaryota; Metazoa; Arthropoda; Insecta; Hymenoptera; Braconidae. Gene Ontology annotation, molecular function: ribonuclease III activity; protein binding; RNA binding. The record is from RefSeq and is a predicted model, not a curated record. The transcript has 3 exons. Bases 176 to 4981 code for a protein of 1601 amino acids. Gene Ontology annotation, cellular component: cytoplasm; RISC complex; nucleus.
GUGAUAUAUAUUUUGCAUCCAUUCCUCGAGCCGGUGCAAUGAAUAAUAAUAAUAAUAAUAAUAAGUAAUUCCCCUGAGUAUUCAACUAAUAUUAAAAAAAAAAAAAUUAAGUAAGUGAUAAAAAUAAAAUACUUAAAAAUUAUUAUCCUGCAGAAGAAAAAAUUUAAAAAAAAAAAUGGAGGAAAAAUUAUCGGCCCGUGAGUAUCAAAUAGAUUUAUUUGAAAAAACUCUCACGGGAAACCGAAUCGUCUAUUUGCCAACGGGGUCUGGCAAAACAUACAUCGCCGUCAUGUUAAUAAAACACAUGAGUGGCGAUGUCAGAUCACCCUGGGGUCUAGGAGGCAGACGUACGGUUUUUAUUGUCAACACUGUCGCCCUUGUUUCCCAACAAUCGGCUUACAUUGCGCGACAAACUGAUUUGACAUGCGGAGGAUACUCUGGCGACAUGGACGUCGACUCCUGGAGCCCUGAGAUGUGGACCGAAGAGUUUCAAACCAAGCAGGUCCUGGUAAUGACAGCCCAAAUAUUCCUCAACUUGCUGCAACACGGAAUGCUGUCGCUUCAGCAAGUGAACCUCUUAAUAGUCGACGAGUGUCACCACGCGACAAAAAACCACCCGAUGCACGAAGUAAUGAAAAAAUUUGAAUCCUGCGAAAAGUCCCGGCAGCCAAAAGUCCUCGGACUUACCGCGACCCUGCUAAACUCAAACAUAAAACCCACAGAAAUACCCAACGUAAUCAGGGACCUAGAGAUAACCAUGCACGCGAGCAUAAUCACCGUGAAUUCAAUCGAGCAAGUAAAACAAUAUGGCCGUCCCACUGAGUCAUUCUGGAGAUACAGUCCACCAGUAGCCUCUCCCAUCACCAAAGAUCUUGUCUCGCUCAUCGAGUACUCAAAGCACGUGCUCAAAGUCACCCAAUUUCAGAAAAUCUCCGACACCAUAAACCGUUCAAGCAGCGUUUUUUUACCCCGCACUAAAGACGAACGUCUUAAAAACAUUCUAGAAGACAUUUCCAUUCACAUUCAAACCCAGGGUCUUUAUUUCGGCAACUUUUCGAUCCUCUAUUACCUCAAAAAAAUCGAAGAACUCAAACGUCUUACCGACGAUUCCCAGUCCCUUACAAUUUUGGAUUUCAUAAAAACCCAAAUGACGGUCAUGAGACGUCUGAUUGAUUACACGAUGGAUAGACCAACGGAAUUAGAAAAUAUAAUGACAUAUUCUACCAACAAACUGCUUAAAUUAUUCCAAUUUCUCUACGAAUUUUCAAUAAAACCCUCGAAAACUAAAUUCUGCUCCAUCAUCUUCGUCCAGAGACGAUUUACGGCCAAAGUCAUGUACAAAAUAUUACAAAAACUCCAUGAAUAUGAUCCCAGAUUCAAAUUUCUGUCGCCGGACUACGUUCUGGGGAACAGCGCAGACUCUUGCAAAACUCCUAGCGAGAGUAUUUGUUUGAACGAAUGGAACCGAAAGGCUUUGAAGCGGUUCCGAGACGGAGAAGUAAACUGUAUAGUGGCGACAGACGUUUUAGACGAAGGUGUUGACAUUCCCCUGUGUAAUUUGAUAAUCUGCUACGACCAGCCCCAGGAUUACCGGGCGUACAUGCAGAGCAAAGGCCGCGGUCGGUACAAAGACUCCGAGUUUGUUACCUUCGUGGAAAAUGGCGACAACGUAUUCCCGCAGCGCUACGCGAUGUUCCAAAAGAUCGAGUCGGUAUUGAAGACUUCGCUGAUCGGUAAAACAGACGAGAGGUCAGGGCCGACGGAAGCUGAGUUAGAGGAGAACUUGUAUGUGUACAACAUCAAGCCUUACUCGGUCGUAGUCAACAACGAGGUCGUUGCCACGUUGACUGAAACGUCUGUCGUCAGUACUCUCGAGCACUAUUGCGCAACUUUGGGCCAGUCGAAAUUCUGCCGGAAAUCUCCGGUCUACAAACUACUGUACGGUAGAAAAAAUCAAAUUAACUCGAUGGAAAGUGAAACAGAAAAGUUCAAAGUUUCUGUGCGUCUGCCGAUCGAUUCCCCACUGAGAGAAGAAAUAGUUGGAGACGAAAUGUCUUCUACUAAUCUAGCGAAACAAUCGGCGGCGAUGAAAGCCUGCAUUCGGCUGCAUCUUCUGGGAGAACUGACUGACCGACUGCUGCCAAAAGAUUCUAAAGAGAUAAUCGAAGACAUAACUGAGCUGCUGACCUACUGGAAAGACGAGAAUGAUGACAAUAAGAAAGUCGUAGGUACGAAGGGUAAAAAGCGCUUUUACAAAUAUAUAAAUCCCACGUGUCUGUAUGACUGUUUUCCACUGACGAACCAUCACAAUUACCUGCACUUGAUAAAACUGCAAAUGCUUCCUCUGCCUAACAAUCAAGUAUUCUGUACGAUGAUCAACAAUGACAGAAACUUCGCACUUCUUACCAAUAAACCAAUGAAACCAGUACCAGGUUUCCCGAUUUUCAUGACCUAUGGCCCAGUAAAUGUCACAGUGGACACAAACUACGCGCGCUGUCCCCUCACACGCGAGCAAUUAGAAUGUCUACGUAAAUUCCACUGGAUUAUCUUCAAAGACAUCUUGGAACUGGUAAGAAACUUUAUGAUCCUGCAGAACACGGAUUCCGAUCCAAUGACUCUGGCCGACAAUCUUUUGAUGGCUCCCUUGACUCCCGAGGGAGAGAUCGACUGGGCAGUAAUUAACAACUGGGACAAGAUCGAACUAUGCCCGAUCAAACUGGACGCGCAAAAUAGUCCAGAUAUCAAAGAACUGGAUCUGGUUAUCCCCCGGUACCGUUCUACAGAGAAAGCGUACAUAGUUUUGAAAGUAAGAGACGACAUGACACCCAAGAGUCUCUUUGCUAACAACAAAUUCGAGUCUUACAUCGAUUUCUACCAAGAAAAGUACGGGGUUGUCAUAGAAAACCCCAACCAAUCGCUUCUAGAAGUGCGCACCAUCUCCAAAGAUAUCCAUUUUAUAAAACCUAGAGUCUACAGUAUGAACACUGAGCAGAAUUCUAAAAAGUAUCAGCGCAUCAUUCAUCUGAUUCCUGAACUGUGUGCUAAAGUAUCAUUUUCCUCAAUUUACUGGCUAAAGGCACGUGCCCUGCCAUCAAUAUUGCAUCGCAUCAGAUACUUGUGUGUCGCCGAUGACUUCCGAGAGCAAGUGGCCCGUGAAGCAGGAAUCGGUAAAGAAAAACUAAAGUUGGCUUACGAUGACUCCCAGUUCUUCGAUUUACUAAGAAGUAAUCCGCAGUCUUCUAACGAAGAGGACAUAGCAAACAAAUUGGAUGACUUGAUGCCCCUGGAAAGUUACGACGAUCUAGAGCCAAAGUUGCCUCAGAAAAGUUCAAUCGAUCUCGAUCGUAAUAUUGACAGCGUUUCCGUAAUGGACAUCCACGAUUUCCAAGACUUUACACGUCGCAUAUCUUCAAAGGCCGAUACCCUGAGGAAGUUUGCGUACUUGCCAGAGUUUGCUAAACGAACCGAAGUACCAACGCCUACACUCAAAGUUCUGCAGGUUAAAGACAUUAGCACAUCGGCGCCCAAUGCAUCGGAAGUUUUGUGCGCACUUACCCCCAAAUUUUCCAACGACGCGUUCAAUUUCGAGCGACUGGAAACUCUUGGUGAUUCAUUCCUCAAGUUCUUUAGCUCUAUUUACUUGUUCGAAAAGUUCCCUAGGAAACUUGAAGGCUCACUGACGAUUUACAAAGGCUCUAUGGUCAGUAACCGUUAUCUCUUUUACUGUGGCGCCAACAAAAAAAUUCCCGAGUACAUUAACGCAGUUGACUUCGUACCGACGAUCAAUUUCGGGAUUCCCGCAUGCGCGGCGCCCAGCGAAGUCCUCGAUUACAUCCAACAGACCCACAAAACACCCGACGUUCUCUACGAAACUAAUAUACCCCCAGCAGAACAGUUCCGUGGAAUUAUAUCCAACGAAACACGCAACGAAAUACUUGGGAAAAUAGACUCUUACGCCGUAGGAGAACGCGAAGACCUGGCAUUUAUGUUCCACGGGCAAAUGGUCCCAGACAAAACGGUCGCCGAUUGCUUAGAAGCCUUAACUGGGAUCUAUUUGCUAAAAUCUGGUCUAGUGGGCGCUGCUACUUUACUUAAGUGGUUCGGAGUCCUGCCAGCUGACGCGAGUAUUCAAAAAAUACUUUCUGGCAGCCCCAUGAGCGCUAAAAUAGGCGACGGGGAAGUUGACUUCCACAUGCCCUGGAUAAAUUUCAUUGAAGAGCGCGUCGGGUAUAAAUUUAAAGAUAGAUCCUUUUUGUUGCAAGCGUUCACCCAUUCGAGCUACUCGAUAAACACCGCGACAGUGAGCUAUGAUAGGUUAGAAUUCCUAGGGGACGCCAUUAUCGAUGUUUUGAUCACCAGCUACAUCUACGAGAACUGCGGGGACUUGAGUCCUGGAGAUCUCACAGAUUUGAGGUCUGCGUUGGUUAACAACAUAACCUUCGCUUGUUUGACUGUUAAAUAUGGCUUUCACACGGCAUUGCUGGCCUACGCGCCCAUCUUAGCCGACAGUAUUGAGAGAUUUAUCAAGUACCAGCAGGAAAGGAACUACAAAGUCGAUGAUGAUUUGCUCUGGAUCCUUAUGGAAGAGAACGAAUGCAACAUGGCCGAGUAUGUGGACGUUCCUAAAGUCCUGGGUGACUUAUUCGAGUCGAUGAUUGGCGCCAUAUUUCUGGACAGUGGGAAGAAUUUCGCGCGCACGUGGCAGGUUCUCUUUGGGCUGAUGCACAACGAAAUCGAACGGUUUAGCAAGAAGGUUCCCAAGCAGCCGGUGAGGAAAAUUUAUGAAACCUCGGGGGUUAAGCCCCAUUUCUUGGACUCGCAGAUUGUCGAGCAGGGAAAGUGCAUCAUGGUGCCGUUGGAGAUUGAGGUUAAUGGCAAGAGGAGAAUUUUUAAUGGGUUCGGAGGCACUAAAAAACAGGCGAAGGCUGCUGCGGCUAAACUCGCUUUAAGAACUAUUAUGAAAAAAAAUGUUGAUUUGUAGGUUAGAUUUAUCACUGUGUUUAUUUAUUGUGCUAAGCGUGAAUAUUAAAUUUAUGUUAUGACUUAA